UGAGGCGCUCCUUAUGUCUUAAGCGCUGGAUUUAAGUCUCGGGUGUGUAUCUCGGGUGUGUUAGUAGAUGUUAGUGAUUCUAGGCGUUAUAUGAAGUAUUUCACCAUGAGGAAGCUUUUGCAGCUUUUCUCCUUCCAACGAAACCAAAUCUUUUAUAAGCAUGCAAACUAUUCGGUACGUGGACAAGAUUCAAAUUUUAUUCGGCUUCACGGUAUCGAUGUGGUCCGGGAUCCGAGAACAAAUCGAGGAACUGCAUUCACUCUUAAUGAGCGACAAUUACUCGGUAUACAUGGGCUACUCCCACCUUCUGUAUUAACUCUGGACCAACAGGUCUCAAAAAUGAUGGCCAAUCUAAAGAAUAUGAACGACAAUUUGCAGCGCUACGUUUAUCUUACUUCAUUACAAGACCGAAACGAGGCUUUAUUUUAUAAGCUUGUUAUUGAGCAUGUGGAAUAUUGUAUGCCGUUGAUAUAUACACCAACUGUCGGUUUGGCUUGUCAACGCUAUGGUGUAGUAUUUCGACGACCUCGGUAAGAACUCUAAUUUAAUUCGUAUCUUUCUACAUAUUAGCAGUUAAGCCAGUUUUUUGAAUCACUUUCUAUCCAACUUGAUUUAGCCUUGAUGUGUUCAAAUCCACUCACAAUCCUAACGUAGCCAAAGUAUAAUUUAAUAUCAUUUGUUCAAAGUUUUAUGAUUACAUGAAGGCCAGUUCUAAAUUUAGGGAAACUAAUUAGUAUGAAAGCUUAAAGUAAUUUCAACCAGGAGGAAAAUUUACCAACAGUUGUGCCAGGGUAUAACAGGAGUUAUUUAAUUUUCAUGAAUAACAGACAUUCUUGUUAAUACUCUUGCUGAAAAGAGGAAAUAAAGACUUAGCAUCUAAAAAAUGACACAUCUCUGUUUCUUUGUGAACAAUAAACUUUUAUGCUUCUAAUGAAAUCAUAUUUAACUGGUGCCUUUUCAGAUAGUCGUAGUUUUAAGUGUUCAAUUUAUCAGUACUAGAUACCGUUUCCUCAAAAUUCCUCACACGUUAAUCGUAAGUAAACAAAUCAAAAUCAUCAUCUGUAUUUUGUAGUUAUAGUAAAUAGGUUGGGAUUACAUUUAUCGUAAUGUAUUCUACGAAUCGUUUAUACAUCGUUUCGUGACUACGUAUGCCAACUGAAAAUCUUAAGAUAGAAGGCAGCGUGUUAACGUUUUAGUGGACUGGUAUAUGUGUUCGUAUUUUGAUUGUGAUUCAUACUGAGUGCUCAAAUUAUUUAUUUUAUUUAGAAGCAUCCUUAUAAACGUUCAUUUAUUUGUAGAUUGAGAUAGUAAUUCAUAGUUGUGUGAAGCGAUUGCGACUUUUGAUCUUUUUAAAUCAAUGCAUACUAUAUAGAUAAUUAUAUUGUGAAUUCCUCUGAGCUCUCAACAUCCAGUAAUUUUUUUAAUUUUUAGUAUUGAAUUUGCAGUACAGUACCACAUCCAAUGGGAAAAUUAUAAUUCAGGUCUUAUAUUCCUCAGCGAAAGAGGAUUUUCCAUUGUUUUUAGUUUUAAAUCAUGAUGUAGUUCGUGGGGUUUUUUCAAACUUGUUUAUACGUUAUUCAAAAUUGUGCUUUACGACUUACCUAAUUAUUGUAUCUUUUGUCAAAUUCCCCUUCAUUGAUCAGUUACCUUCUUAUUCCCCGUUAGAGGUCUAUACAUAACAGUACACGAUCGACAUCAUAUACCCGCGAUUCUAAAUAACUGGCCUGAACCGAUCGUAAAGGCUAUCGUAUUUACUGAUGGUGAGCGUAUUCUUGGUUUGGGUGAUUUGGGAGCAUAUGGUAUGGGAAUACCCAUUGGAAAACUGUCGUUAUACACAGCACUGGCUGGUGUCCAUCCGAAGCAUUGUUUACCAAUCCUUUUAGAUGUCGGAACAGAUAAUCAAGAAUUACUGAAUGUAAGUUUAGGUUGCUAAUUGGGACAACUAAUUUUUUGUUCGUCAGCUGAUAGACUGAUAACUCGAUGAUGAUGUUUUCCAGUGCAAAUUAGUCUUACUUCAACAGGCAGAGUAGGAUCAAAAUUACGACUAACAAGAUGUUUGACGUGUGGAUUUCUUGAACAGCUUGAUCUUGAGUCGACAAAGUCGUAAUUCAUUUGUGUCUAAAUAGCGAAUUGAGGUGUCUAUAUAAAUGAUGUCUUCUCAUAUGGGUAUUUUGUUACAAUAGUCCAAAUUUAGAGAAGAAUAAGCGCCUAUAGUCGAAUAACCACUCUAAUACUAUUGAUUAGUAAUAUAAUUGUCACUACGUGCUAAACAUGUGACACACAUGCCUUCAUCUUGAAAAAAUAUGUGGAUGAUUUUCAAUCAGUGAAUUGUUAGGCAGAAAAGUCGUCACUUUUGCUUUCACCUAGUUAGUGUGUUUAUGAAUGACACUUCAAAAUGUAGCAGUAACUGAUCAAUUUCCAGUUAACUGUUGCGAAAUAAUCUUCAUAUAGAAUAGAAUUGUUAGGUUGUUGGAGUCAGUCAACCUACCUUUCGUACCAGUCCCCUCUUUUCAGUAAAGGUAAACUGCAAUCUCAUGGAAUUUGAACUCCAUCACUAUUGAAGAACUUACUACUAGUUUAUUUUAUAGGACUGACUUGUUAACAUGAGUUGGUUAUUAUGCUGCUUGAAUUCUAUUGAUCAGUUUAUAAUAUGGUUAUUAUAUUGUGACUCUACAUUAUGAAGCAUUUCAUUGGUUGUCAUUUGGUUAAAUGACCACGUCUUUUCGUCGUUCACUUUUAAUCACCUAACAUCAAACAAAGCUCAUCGUAAUACUAAGAAAUGCAGCCUAAUGGCCGCAUUUCUGUCGGUAUCAAGAAAUAGACAACACUACCUAGGGUACUGUUAUUUAAUCAGUUAAUGAAAACCGUAUUAUUUGUAUCAUAAACCAUAUAUAGUUAUUACUAGUGGUUGUGUUUUCGUAUAUAUCUGUAUUUGUCAAUCUCGUGAGUAUCUUGGAGGUCUCUCACAAUGUAUUAGGUUACUAUUGUUCUUUAUUUAGCUAUUUACCGAAAUUAUUAAUUUUCACUAAAUCGUUUUUUACUGUGUUUAUUGUUUUUCAUCUCUAUGCAAUUAGUAGGUCAAACUCAAUAGUUUUACGGUAAUAACGGUCAAGUACUAUUUUUUGCAAAAUAGAUUAAUAUGGUGAAUCAGUUAUAAAAUCAAUUGUGCAUUAUUUAUAUAAUUUUUUUGAUAUAUGCUAAUUAAUUUUAGAUUCUACUGUCAAUCAGAUAAAUUAUAGGGAAAAAGUUAACUAUCAUCCUUUGAUCAUUAAUACUGAACAAUAUAUAUCCAGCCAUCAUUAUUUAUUUAUUUAAACACAUAAAAAUGGGUACAAGGAGGCAGCAAACAGAUAUGCACCACAUAAAUCACUCGAUUUAUGUGAGGGCUGAGGUACUGCCCGGGUGCCCAAACCGAAGCAGAUGGUUUUCUUAAGGGGACCACCCCCCGAGCCUUUGACCAAAAAGUCUAAUCCACAAGGCGGUGAAGCAACGUUAGGAGAUGCAGUCCCAUGGUAGUCGGUGACCAACAAUAUGCUCAUACGCCAUUUGUUCCCUCAGGAUCCUGGAGCCCAUGUGUACCAUUGGUUUGGAAUCAGGAUUUUCCAAUUCCCCUAGGUGGAGCCUUCGUGUCCACCAACCCGGUUAAAAUGUCGGACAUUCGCUUUUUGUCCUCUUAACUUCGUAAACAACACACCCACUGCGAUAAGACAAUAGCUAUAUACACGUGACCACUUAAGAGCAUUUCGAGAGGGAGAGCUGACUCUUCCUACCCUCGGCCGUGCCAGGGCAUUUGGGGGCCCACCAUACCAAUAGAUGAAUAACAGUUUUGUUACCUGGAUGGUUUGAAGAGAUUAGACUGAUUUAAAAGUUAUUUUCAUGUGAUAGCAUCAGCUGAAAAACUAUUGCAAAUUAAAGAACAUUGGUCAGUUAUUCUGGUUUGUUUUCUGUCUCCUUCAGCAGUAUGCACUCAUAACCCGUAAGAUGAAUGGAACCUAGAACAGUCAAUUCUUGCGAACGCGUAAUCGUUAAGUCAUUGAACAUCUGGGCUACCUGUUCCUGUCAUUUAGAUAUUUCAACAAGUUAUCUAUUUUUUGUUUUAAUGCAUCAUUAUAUCUAUUAAUCGCAUAACCUAUUCAGGUGCGUUUCUGAAAAGUGUACAACCUUUCGUUGUACAAGUUACAAAAGGCCCAAUCAAAGGUAUCGUGGUUGCUAGCAAUAUGCGGCGAAAUGAAUGUACAUUAUUUCGAUAUCGAUUUACUGGGCUGCUGUAAUUCAACUGGCGAUCACUCAAUAUUUAUCGUUGGUAUCAACCAAGAAGUGAGAAACGGAAACUUGUUGAAAUACUUUGUGCUGAGAAUUCUAUAUCAUACCAAAAAUAUAAUAAUGAAUAAAGCUAAUAAUAAUUAUUAUUAUUGUUAUCCAGUUGUCCACUGUUAUUAUGAAGACUAUUCAGAUUUCCAAAAAUAUUGUGAUAUGUGUGUAGGAGGCAUAUUAAUGACAUUUGAUUUUCGUUACAUUCUUUUUUCUCCAAUACUUUUCUACAUAUUUCUUGAUCAAUAAAUCUGUUUUAUGUCAAGUAACAAUACCACUAAAUUGAUAAAAUUACAUAAUCUACCUACCAUUAUCACUGAAAUCUGUUUGCAUUACUGUUGUUAGUUACAUAUCACCUUCAAUUACUUCUUCUUCUGUAGGAUCCUGUAUAUACGGGUAUCAGACAUAAGCGUAUACGCGAUGAACGCUAUGAUGAGUUAAUCGAAAAUUUCAUGCAAGCUGUUACAGAACGCUAUGGGAACGAUUGUUUAGUUCAAUUCGAAGAUUUUGGAAAUCAUAAUGCAUUUCGUUUACUUGAACGAUAUCAAGAUUCGUACUGCACUUUUAAUGAUGAUAUACAAGGUACGGCAGCUGUAGCGGUAGCCGGCUUACUGGCUGCCGGUCGUAUUACAAAGCGUAAGCUUACAGAUAAUAUAUAUCUUUUCGUCGGCGCUGGUGAAGCAGCAACCGGUAUUGCUCAGUUACUGGCAACAUCAUUACAACUAAACGGAUUGGAUGAGAAAGAGGCCCUGAGUAAAAUGUAUAUGUUCGAUAAAGACGGAUUAUUAACACACUCACGCCAAGAAGGUUCACUGACAGAUCAUAAUAAAGUUUUUGCGCGUGACGACACAGAAAAUAUAUGUAAACUGGAAGAUGCAGUGAAAUUACUAAAGCCAACAGUUAUUAUUGGUAUGUUAUUUCUGCUGAUUUAUUGUCUUUAAUGAAUUUCUUAUGUUCCUAUAUAUAUAUCGACUAAAGCUAUUUUAAUAUUUUAAUCUGAUUCUCCUGAGUACCUCACAGACACCUGUUUGUGUAUGUCUGGGACUCAGUUGUUAUGAUUUUCGGUCUCUAGAUUGCUCCUACUCGGGACUCUGUUUCACCGACCUUCAAACUCAAUGUGUAGCCCGCUAUAUCACUUACACAUUGUGAUAACCAAGUAAUUAUUGUUGACUUUAGUUUCAUCGUUAACUUUUCUUUGGAUUCGUCUAAUCGAUAAAGUAAACAAACUGGUGGAAUGAUGAAACUUAACACGCGUUUUCUGAAUAUUCUCAGUCCUAAAUUCCUAACUGUAUAUAAAUCCACCACUUUAUGUGCUCUGUCCAUUAGACCAUUGUUUCAUUUGUUUAUUUUUGUAUUUGUAGUGUACUGUUUACAUUUAAAUUAAUAAAUAUUACAUUAACCAUAUUAUAAGGUAAACUAUAUGAUGAAAUUAUAACAGUGAUAUAAAACCCAGCUAAACAUAGUUUUGUAUGCCAAGUUGUAUACUGUAUGCUUAACACACUUUCUUAUGGGUAACAAACUGUUCAGAAUAUCGACACUACACUUGUAAAAUGCUUACAUGGAAUUGUCAACGUAAGCUAUUUAUACGUUAUCAUGAUAUAAAUGGGCCUCAAAAGUUUCUCGCCAUUGGCAUAUUUAUUUAACAAGGCAGGCUUGAUAGUCAUUAUUUAGUGGUUUCCAUAGCCUAAUGAAAAGUGUUAAGUAUGGAGGUUCAGGUGGUUGUCAUUUGUUUUCAUUUAGUAGAAUUAUUAUUGGGAAUUGUUUGCGUGUGUUAGUUUCUUUUAAUGAAUAAUUAAUUUGCACACCCUCAUGUUAAUUAUAGUUUUGAAGGAAAUAUACAAUUCGGAUGGGUUUUGUGGAUAUUAUAGUAAUUUCAAUGGUUAAGAUCAUGAGUCAGUUGAAGCUAGACCACCAUGGAAAACCUGGAAGCACUGGACGGCCGUCUCGUCCUAUUUUGGGACUCCUCAACAGUGCACAUCCACGACCUCGCCCCCUGCGAGACUCGAACCCCCGACCUACUGGUUUCGCGCGCGAGCACUUAACCACUAGACCACUGAGCCGGCAUCCAACGGUGUUAAUGUCUAACUUCAACUACAAUUGAUCAAUUAAAAUACUUUUUGUGACAUUAAAAGAAUCUAGAUAUCAUUAUCAAGGUUUGGGUUUAUAAUUUUAAAUAAAUAAAGCAUCAGGUAGAUUGUUAGUUGUGAAAAUAAUGGCAUUUCUAAUAUUUAAAUGAGUAUAAAAUAAAAUUCCUGAUUUUCCGUGACUCAGUGUAAGCCACUUUUCAGAGAAUAAAUUAAUUUAUUCAUUAGCCUGAGUCUAAAUAAUACGAAGGAACAAAGCGGAAAUAUCUAGUACAACCAAUUAAAAACAGCGGACCAAGCUAUUGUCAUGUCACUCCGGUCAGGGUGAUUUCCGUGUGACAUGUUUGUGUAUUUCUGUAUGUUAAUGAAGAUCACUUACUAAGAUCUCGUUUCUUCGAUAUCUUGAUAAGGUAUUCUUCUUUUCAGUCUGUUGGUACUUGUUCUUCCUCUGCAAUCCUCCUGAAGAGAAUGUGGAACAACUUUGCAGUUUUCUUGAUAUCUGACUUCAGUGCUUCAGCUGAUAUGUUUUCUGGUCCAGCUGCUUUCUCACUCUUGAUUUGUCUGGUGAAUAUCCUGAUUUCUUCGAUUGCUGGUGGUGUAAUAUCUAUAAGGAGGUCUGUGUGUAUUGCUUCGAUGUUUUGUGAGUUCAGUGGAACUGACCUAUUGGAGGGCUUUUCAAAGUGUUCUACCCACUUGCUCCCCUGAUUUUGAACCACAGCUAUUGGUUUUCCUUCUCUGUUCCUGGCUAGUUGCUGUGUUCCACCAUAUUACCCUACAAGCUUCUUGUUUGUAUUAUACAAUUCUUUCAUACAUCCACCUCUCAAAUUUCUCUGCCGUAGUUGCCAGGUUUUCGACACAUUUCCGCUUGUUUGCUUCUGUACAUUCAGUUUGUAGCUUGAUUCCCCCUACUUUUGUUCGGAUGUUGUUGAAUGUGAUUUUCUCGUUUUAUCUUCCUCGAAUCUUGCUCAUGAUAUCUAUGGGGAUUUAUUCUUGAUCCUGGUGCUUGUUGAAGUCCAGCACCUGGAUUGUUGAAGUUGUCUGUUGUUUAAUUCCUUUCCAGUUGUUCUCCGUGUUGGUUUCCUCUUCUUUCGGUAGAUCUCGUAAGGCUUUGAAUUUUUAUGGUGUUGCUCGCUCAAUCGUCCGAUGCUUUAUUAACUCCAGUUUCAUCCUGACCAUCAGCAGGUGGUGAUCUGAAUCUGCGUCAGCUCGUCUUUGUUUGCAUGUCUACCAUUGACCUUCUGAAUUUUUUAUUGAUGCCAGUGUGAUCAGUCUGAUUCUGUGCAGUGUGGUCCGGUUAAACUCAUGUAGCUUUGUGUAUGGGUUCGUGUGGCAAUAUAGUCUAGAAUUUACCAAAAGUUUUUUUCAGUUUUCUUAAAUAUUUUUCAGAUAAUCAUGUUUUAUCAACUCGAUAUGGUUGAGUAAAGUUUCUCCUGUAUAGUGCGACAAUAAAUUAAUUGAUAAUUUGUUUGAUGUCUACAAGCUAAUUUGUAAGUUUUUUUAACGCUGGAGGUUUUUGUUUCUAUCCAGUACUAGUCACCAAAACUUAGGUAUGCGAAUUUUAGUUUUAGAAAUCCUUUAUUCGUACCGUCUAUCACUUCUUGUGAUUUUUAAAUCAUUCAGUCAGCAAAAACGUAGAACUUCGUACUUACGUACAUCAGCUCAAGUUGCCAUACCGAAUUGGCACAGAGAUGCAAUUGUCGAUUCUAACCCCAUAAUGGUAGAGGUAGUAAAAUUAUAAGCAAUAAUCUGAAAGAUUAGGGUUCGAAGAUGUUAUCAAGGAGUAUAUAUAGUAUAUAUAGGAGUAUAUACAGUGAAGUAAAUCUGGAAAGAGAAAAAAAAACAUGAAGAAUUCAGAAGAUUAGAAUUUGGGAGAACACAAAGAGUGGACUCACCUGCGCCAUUGCAAACGAUUUUGAGCCAUAUCAUUCAAGGUCUCUAACCAUCGGUUGCUAUCAUCUCGCGAAUCGCAACCAGGUAGUCUACACCUACCAACAUGGCUCAGUCCACAUGUCAGUGACUUCAUGGAUUUGUGCCAUGUUUUGGUCUGGCUGCCCCUAGUUUUCUUCCAACCUACUCCUACACCAUAAAACAUCACUCGUCGAGGCAGCCAGUGAUUGGACAUACGUAGCACAUGUCCCAGCCAUUUCAAUUGAUGAAUUUUCACUACUUCAUCAAUCGAUUUGCCAUCAUUACCUAGUACCCGUUUCCUAACAACUGUGUUACUUACUCGAUGGUCCCAGGAUAUACGAGCAAUGCUUCGAAGACAACUAUGAUCAAAUACUAGUAACCUACGGAUAUCCUCUACUCUUACCGGCCAUGUUUCACUGUCAUAAAGUAGGACGGAACGAACUGCUGCGCAGUAAACCCAUCCUUUGGUUAGUAGACGGAUAUCUCGCCUACGCCAUAAAUGACGCAAGUUGGCAAAAGCUAGUCGAGCCUUCUGUAUCCGUGCUGAGAUUUCGUCACACACUAAACCACAAGGGCUGAUGAGACUUCCAAGAUAAGUGAAGCGGUCGACACACUCAACUACUUCACUCCCUAUCAUUAGUUCGGGUGUCGAUGCAACCCAAUCCUGAAGCAACAUUUUGCAUUUCGAGUGGGAGAACCGCAUCCCGAACAUGCUUGCAUUGUUGCUUAUAGUGGUCAGAAGACUCUGGAUUUUGUCAGCGUCUUCACCAAAUAGAACUGUCAUCUGCAUAUUCUAAGUCAAAAAGUCAGUCAGUCAGUCAGCUACAACGUAGGGCCAGGCACAUAUGUGCAUCGGUCCAGGUCGCCAUACCGCAUCAGCACAACAAGAUUAACACCGGAUUCAUAGCAGUGGUUAGGUCAAAGGUGGUAAUAUAUAAGAGAAAGAUUGCAUAUAGAGAUAUAGUACAAUAAGAAAAAAUUGGUUCGUAGAAAGAAAGAUAUGAAGCGAUUUUAAUCUCUUAGUUUAAGG
Molecule: messenger RNA, 9333 nt
Organism: Schistosoma haematobium
Lineage: Eukaryota; Metazoa; Platyhelminthes; Trematoda; Strigeidida; Schistosomatidae
Product: NADP-dependent malic enzyme, variant 2
Exons: 9
Coding region: 4764-5252 (162 amino acids)
Biological process (GO): pyruvate metabolic process; malate metabolic process
Cellular component (GO): mitochondrion
Molecular function (GO): malate dehydrogenase (decarboxylating) (NAD+) activity; NAD binding; malate dehydrogenase (decarboxylating) (NADP+) activity
Source: RefSeq, a predicted model, not a curated record